This is a messenger RNA of Cladocopium goreaui, 2541 nucleotides long. Lineage: Eukaryota; Dinophyceae; Suessiales; Symbiodiniaceae. The record is from the annotation of a GenBank genome assembly.
AUGAACCCGGGUGGGCAGGGUUCGUGUGCCUCCCUUUUGGCGGGGCUAAACAAGAUGGAGCAGCAGAACCCAUCUACACCAGAGCGGAAGGCCAAAACAGAACUUCGAGAAGAUACUGAGCCGGACUUUGCAUCGUGCUUCAGCCCCGAGACGGUUGGUUUGAUUCAUGGUUUGGGUGACAGCCCAGAGAGCCUAUCCUUGAAGGCAGACUAUCUAAAGGCUUUGAACGAGUUGAAGCGAGGCACUGUCACCGAACCUGCUGGUGUCAACACCGGAGGAGCCCCUCCCGCUGAGGUUCCAGGCCGGGAAAUGCCAGUGAACCCGCCUGUGCCGGCUGAGCCGGUUGAGGUGUCCCAGCCAGCAAAGCUAGAACCAAAACCCACCCUUGACUACUACCAACAGAAAGAGGAUGAAAUGAUGGACCGUUUAGACAAACACAUGAAAAUGUUGGCCGAGAAGUUUGAGCAUGAGCUACUUGAAAAGAAACGUGCUGCUGAACAUGACCUAGAUGUUGAGAUAGGAAUCAAACGUCAGAAACGGCUCCAAGAGCUCGAUGAUGAGGUCCGUGAUGAGAAAUGUAUGAAAGAGGCCCAUCUAGCUUCCUUGGAUGCCCAGUUAGCUGAGAAAAUGCAGCUUGUUGCCGAUGAACAAACUGCUCUUGAUGAAUUGAAGGAAAAAUCCAAACGCCUACAGAGAGACCUUGAGGCUGCUGCUGACCCUCCGGGUUUGCAUGGUUUGAGUACCCCGUGCUCAAAACAAUUGGGUACCAGUAGUUCUGAUAGGGAUGCAAUGAAAGCAAAGUUGAAAGAGAAGUUGAAUGAGACAGUGAACAAAAACAAGUCUUCCCCUGCACCAUCAAGUUUGCCAUCGCCCCCCAGCAGUGCCGAGAGGGAUGCUGGUGUGGUUGCUGUGGUACCCGAAGGCAAGGGUGGUGAGGUUGCUCUGUUACCUGUUACCACUAUGAGGUUCACUAGCUCAACGCACCCUGAAGCCUGGCAUUUCCUCUACCGUUUGAACAAGAAGGUUGAUAGUGCUGAUCAACUCCCAGACUGGCAGAAGGAAGUGUACGAACAAUGGCAUGCAGGAGGGACCAAACGUGACAAGCUACUUCGAGACUUUGUCUGCCGAUGCUAUGCACCCAAGGAAGAUUUUGGACAGAAUAAGGCGAAGCUGAUGGCCUUGACCACGAUGAGACUGAAGACCCGCCAGUUUCGACGAAACCUCCAAGGAUACUCGUGGCACACGGAGGUGGAACUUGAGAAAGUACUUGGUUGGGAAAAGACUCAUGGUGGCAACCUAUUGGGUGUUUGGUGCAUGAAAUGCUUGUACGACUCGAAUGUCACCAAGUACUUGGUCCUCGUUAAGGAUGAUGUCGAAGCAGGUGACGAACGUUUGAAGGAGUUUGAACAGGAGCUCCAGGACAUGGGGCUGUUUGACACACAGUUCUCACUUGGAGACUUGUUAGACGAAGAGGAAGCAGAGACCAGCCCAGACCAGCAGCCCCCCGAGACCAAGAAAAAAAAACUUGAAGAGUUCCCCCCCAUUGAGGGGGAAGAGUCGCUCAUGGAAUACAUCGGCCAAUUCAAAAAGGCAUGCCUGACACGCAAAGCCAACCUGAAGACAGCAAAAGAACGUUUGGAAAAAGACAAAGCGUCUGGACAUGAGACGCUCGCAUCAAAUUGUAAGCUGAAUGCCCUGUACAACAAGCUGACCGAGAUUGAAGCUUCUCCCAGUGGUCGUUCGACCUUCUACACAAAAGCUGCCCCGAAAAAGAAGGCGAAGGUGAAACAGCAAGGCUACCAGCUGCUUCGUCAGCUUCGACAGCCAUCCGUCAAGCACACCAUGCUGGCAACGUUGCUGCCUGGUCCCAGCCAAAGGUUCUUCUUGAUGGGAUUGGGAGACUACACCAUUCCAAGGAAUGCGAUUUCAACGGUGAAAUCCUCCAAAAUCAAGGUGAUGUGGGUUCCAGAUUGCAACUCGCGGACUUACCAACGACCUUGGACGUUAGAUUACCUGACGCAGAACAACGAAUACAAAGAGAUCCUCACGCGUGAGGAACUUUGGAUUCUGAUACGAGUCUGCUACAAGGUGGUGAAAUCCACCGUACUGACCACCGACUUGAGCGCCAUGGACAGUACCGUCUUGGCCACGUUGGAGGUGGGGGAGGUGGUGGAACUCAUUGGCGACGACUCGCACGCCACCGAGGAGUUGGACCUGCAUCGGAUACGCGUCCGAAGGUUGAAAGAUGGACAAGAGGGUUGGGUUACGGCCCGCGGCAACGCCAACAACGUCUUUCUGCAGUUGGGCGGCGACCGUCUCUCCGUCGUGAAGGAGACCUCCUUAACCGAUUCACUUUCCAUCAGCGGCCAGGAUGCCUUGAGGCAACUCCGGGUCGGAGAGAUCUUGGACAUCAUGGGUGAAGAAUCCAUUGAUGAGGUCUCCGGGCUGCUGCGUGCCCGUGUGCGAGCGCAAAGCGACGGCUCGGUGGGUUGGGCCACGAAGGUGGGAAGCACCGGCACGACUUUCCUGCGCCAGCUCUGA